This is a messenger RNA of Protopolystoma xenopodis, 245 nucleotides long. NCBI's taxonomy places the organism in Eukaryota, Metazoa, Platyhelminthes, Monogenea, Polystomatidea, Polystomatidae. The record is from the annotation of a GenBank genome assembly.
UGCGGCAACGGCGAAGGUACAAAAGUAUCAGGGCCAUGUCAUCCGGUUUCCAAAGGACUGAAAUCAGCAGAAUCCCUUCUUCAACGUCCACGAGAGGGAUCGGUUGCCGUCAACGGUUGGCCAAACUUUUCCGCCAUCCUCGGCCGCUGUCCACUCGGACCUGUUCGCGGGUUGUGCACGAGCCGCGUCCUUUCAAAGUUGCUGGGCCGGAUACCUCAUGUCUGAAGAGGCAACUGUCCCCGUAA